CAAGAUUUAUGAUGCUGCUGAGUUUGGUGACCGUUGGUUUCUUGGCAACGACUCUACGUGGAGCUAGCGCUGCUCAGUGCGCAUGCGCCACAGGAGAUGUCCACGUCCGGUCGGGUGUUGGAACGAGCCAUGCAAUCCUUGGCGUGCUGACAAAAGGGAGUUGCGCCACCUAUGAAGGCGAUCAGAACAGCGGGUGGAUGCAUGUCAACUUCAACGGCAAGAGCGGCUGGAUUGCGGGGAAUUACGUCAACAUUCAGAGUUGCUCGGGAGGUUCUACAGGGGGUACGAGCACUCAUGCCGGGUGUCCUCACAUUGUGACUAGGGCGCAGUGGGGCGCCAGGGCACCUCACUCCGUCAGCCAUCUUUCCGGGGCUGUGAAAUACGCCUUCAUCCAUCACGGAGAGAGUGGAACCUGUUCCAGUCAGAGCUCUUGCUCCGCCAUUGUCAGGAGCUAUCAGAAUUACCAUAUGGACACACACGGGUGGAGCGACAUCGGAUACAGCUUCCUGGUCGGCGAAGACGGCAACGCUUACGAGGGACGUGGCUGGGACAGGAUAGGAGCUCACACACAGGGCUACAACAGUGUUGGUCUGGGUUUCUGCAUGAUCGGCAACUUCAUGAAUCACGUCCCCAACAGUGCGGCUCUCAACACCGUCAAGGCCCUCAUUGCUUGCGGCGUCAGCAUGGGGAAGAUUCAGUCCAGCUACACCCUCAGAGGCCACCGCGACAUGGGCAGCACUGACUGUCCCGGGACAGCUCUGUACAAUCUCAUCAGAACGUGGCCACACUAUUGAAAUGUUCCUCUCGUAAUUAUAACCUUGUGAGGCAAUGUGGAUAACGUAAACAUAAUUACAGAAAUUGUUCGUCUUAAUACAUCAAUAUUUUAAUAAUGAAUAUUUGUAAUAAAGAAAAAUACAAUUGUGACUCAAUU
Molecule: messenger RNA, 931 nt
Organism: Haliotis rubra (blacklip abalone)
Lineage: Eukaryota; Metazoa; Mollusca; Gastropoda; Lepetellida; Haliotidae
Product: peptidoglycan-recognition protein SC2-like
Exons: 5
Coding region: 9-794 (261 amino acids)
Biological process (GO): peptidoglycan catabolic process
Molecular function (GO): zinc ion binding; N-acetylmuramoyl-L-alanine amidase activity
Source: RefSeq, a predicted model, not a curated record